CCCCAUAAAUACCAUGCUUGUAUAACUAGUUGUGGCCAGAUACAUACACAGACACCGCAGUCAGCGCCGAACCUCAGCGCUGGAGACGGCGUCCAUCAGUUUGAGUGCUUAUGGUGCUGCUCCUCGACACGUGCCCUGCCUCCUUGCUCCACUUUUAUCCUCCUCUCUCCCCUGGGUCCCAGGCAGCAUCAGCCUCGCUUCCCUCCCCUUGCCAUUUUCUCUGCGCCUCUCGGCAGGGCGGCUGCAGCUCGCCGUUCGGCUCUCUCUGCCAAAGCGCUCGCAUGCUCCCCGGCUUCUCCGAGAGCAGCAGCGUUCGCCUGGCGGGAAGGAUGCCUUCGCCUUGAGGCGCCGCUGGUCUCCCCCAUCCUGUUCCCUCUCUCCUUCGGCCUCGGCAGCUCGGGGAAGAGGAAGGGAGCGCGGCUGCGGGGCCGGGGCAUCCUGAUGCUGGUCCCCAGCCCCCCGGAGGACGCCUGAGCCCGGCGUUGCCAUAGCGACGGCUCCCUAGAUAAGGCGGGCAGGAGCAUCAGCUGCAGCCCCAGCCCAAAAAGGUCCCGCUCCAGCGAGCCCCGACGCCAAAUCGCGCCCUCCCCACCGCCUCGCACCGCUUUUAUCUUCAAAGGGGGAGAAAAGCCCAUUUCAAUGAUGUCAACAGAAUGUGUUCAGCCACUUGAUAUCCCAGAAGACAGACUGGACAAGCGAGAUUCGCACUGUAACCAUUUAGAAGAUCUUUCAGAGCAGCUGAUUAAGAGCUGUGACCUCAAAAAGAAACCAAGAAAAGGUAAAACCAUCCCAGCUUCCCAAAACACUGAACAGGAGCAAAAAAAGCCAAGGAGAAAAGAUACACCAGCUUUGCACACCCCACCACCUCUCACGGGCAUACUCUCAGACUUUUCUGAUAAUCUGCUGAAAAGGUAUGGUAUCACGGAGAAGCCACAGAGAGAGAGAAUGAGUCCAGGCUCUCAGAUCACUGAACUGGAGCAGAAGAAGCCCAGGAGAAAAGAUACGCCUGCAAUACACAUUCCACCCUUUAUAAUAGGCACUAAGCUGCUUACAGAAGAAAAGCAAACAGUGAUUAUGGAAGAUGAAGAAAAGGAUGGAGACACAAUCCCUAGUUAAGAUUACAAUGAUAUUUCCAAUAAUACCGUGUAAAUAAUUCUGGGUCAUUCAAAGUGGCAGCGCAUAGGAAAAAAAAAAAGUCCUUUCAUUUUUAUAAAUAAUUAUUUUCUCAAGCAUGCACUUGAAUUUAAAUUAUCUUCAAGUGCUUAUCUGCAUCUCAUGAAAUCCCAGCAAGCAUCAUAGGGGGUGAUGACAGAAAUUUCACUUACAUAUGGGGUUGAAAGGAUUCUCUUGGUUUACUAAAAGCGGCUUCCCAGGAUUUUUGUCAAUGAGGAAUCUGCCUCAGAUCAGAUCUAGCUUUGUGCAGCGUGGUGAUAAAGGUUAACACAGAGGACGCCACCAAGCCAGUAUACCUGGCACUGGAUACCAUAGCAGUAAAACAUCAACUAAUGAUUCAAAUUGCAUUUUUCUCCUGACAUUUCCCCUCAUUUGUCCAGCUUUGCUGGAAAAACAUUGACGGCAGUGAAAAGUCCCACAAGCAGAGCUGAUGGGAUAGAUGGAGAAGGUGGGGGAGUCCCUGGAAUGCGAAGCAAACACUUCCUCUGCCUGUAUCUGCUCCUGACUUGUGUUUGUGAGGAGAAAAGGGUAGAUUUACCACAGAAUGAAAACUUACAGCUAAGGGUUGUCAGCAUUGACACAUCCAACGGGAUGGAGGGCAGAGCUCUCAGAAGAGAAGUGUAUGGGAAGUGCCAGGCCUGCCUGUUACACCAGUGUAGACUAUUGAUUUUUUUUCUUUCAAAGGUUUUAUUCCUGGGUUGGUGAAAGAUAAACUAAUCGGAUAUUUGAUCCUUUUACUCCAUAUUUUUUCUUUUGACAUAUGCUUUAUAAACUGAGUCUUAGGUUGUCAGUUAUGAGGGGUUGCAAAGAUUAAAAAUCACAGUGGGAGAGUAAAAAUUGAGUAAAAGGAAUAGUGUUACUCCAUGGCAUACGCACACUGCAAGGUGGAGCAGCACCACGCUUUUUUUUUAAUAGUUUACCUCAUUGAGUCAAGAGUUGUUUUCACAGCCUGCUACAGUCUUCAGCGUUUAUACAGAGACGGGUACUUGUAGAAUAUUGUACAAAAUAGGUAGAACUGGGUAGUUUUGUGCUUACCUUAAUAGCUCUGUGUGCUAGACGGAGCUGCACUGCCAGCUGGACCCUUAGGGACCUCAGCAGAGAGGUUAAAGAUUAUUUAGCCUGGCAGACUGAAUUUAGUUAUCUUUUUAACACCCUUAGGCAGCUGAAGAGCACACUAGUUUGGAAUUCAUCUGCCACAGUUACUGACCCAGCAUCUUUCAUGAGAACACAGUCCAUUUGCAGAUAUUCAGCUUCAAGAUGUAAUCAACAAACUUAUAAUAAAUAAUCAUGUAUCCAAGUGUACAAGAGGCCAGCUAAUUAUUAAUGGGAUGCCUAAUAGGAGGUGUAAUUUUUUUUUUAAUGCUGUUAAUCUAUCAGGGAGAUGAGAUAAAAUUUAAAUUAUAAUCAAUCAGUAGUUCAUAUAAGAACAUUCAUGUAAGGUACACAGUAAAGCAUGUCACACCAAGUACAUGAGAAGAAAUAAGUGCAAUUUGAGUCCAGCUUUACCAGUGAAGCUGGUGAAUAUUUUCAGUGCACAGUACAGCAAAAGUGAGAGCAUGGAAGCCUGAAAAGAUUCAAAUGAACAUCAGCAAUGAAUUAGCUGCAAAAAUGUAUGUGUUUAGACAUGAAGGCCCUUAACAACACAAGGCAGGAGCACAAAUAGGAUGUGACUGACUUCACUGAAGAGGAUUUGUUUCCAAUCCUGGGGAAUGCUGACACAGCUCAAUACGAAAAAAAAAAAAAAAAAUGAGCACCCUUUAAGCCUAGCACUACAUGUUCUUCACCAAAGAGGAGUUACGGUCACGGUGACAUCUCUGAUGGCAUAGCAGCCUAAUUUACCAUCCCUGUAUAGAUCAACUUGAAGCCCAGCCAUAAAAAUGCCACAACAUACAUAAUUUGCUGCAGUUCAUUUAAAAUUGCAUAUUCAUAGCUUGGUAAUUCAGCAUUUACUAUUUUUCCACCCAGGAGCAACACGAGUGACUUAAAAGUAAUUUUUCACCUGAUCAAUUAAGUAAAUAGGAGUUUUUGCACUGUUCAUGGGAAGCAGUGAGAUGAAUCAUUUCUCAAAGCUUUCACCUGCCUCAUUGCACUCAGUGAAAGUGUUAAAUGUUACUUUAUUUGGGAAUAACAUACAAUUUUUUUUUCAAAUCAGAUAAACACUGCCCCUUCCCCCAAAACAAAGCCUUUAGGUGCUGCAGAAUGUGUGUGGACUGUAUAAUGUCAUGCAUGUGGUUAAUUGGGUUGGUUCAUUGCUGUUCAGGCUCUGAACUCUCCCUUUAAGACCAGAUGGAGCUAAAACGGCACAAAUUGCUCUCCUGGGCAAAUGGCUGGAGUUGGUGUGUUCUGAGGCAGAAAGGCUUUUGUCCCCCCAUGUCCCCAAAGGUCCCCCAUGCCCAUUACAGCAAAACCAGAAGGAAAUGGAAACACAGGAACAGGCCAAGCCUUUCCAUAGCACUGUCAGGGCUGGGAUGCUCCAGUCUGAAGUCGCUUACGUUGUCUGCACACAGGCACUGACUGCUUAGGGGCUGCAGAAGCUGGAUGGAAUUCAGAUAUUUAGGUGGAACUGCAUCUCACCCCAGAAGUCUGUGACAGGCAGGACAACCAGUCCAAUGCCUCGGGGAGAAUGAAGUGCUUCAGUCAGUGAAUAAAAGACUGACUGCAGUCAGGAGGUUGAAAAUGGCUAGUAUUUCUGGAGCAAAUUCUCAGUUAACCUCUACCUACAAACUCAGAGACAGGUCUCCAUUUACAACAGGAUUUGAACAAAGGGAUUUAAUGGCCUCCAACUUUUAACUCAUGAUUGCAGAAAGCCCAUCACCCAUCUGAAGGGGAUGUAAUGAGCAUUUUUGCAGUGCUAAACAUAAGGUACAUAGGUUAAGUGACUUGCCCAGCUAACCACAGCAGAAACAAAUCCAAAGCAACAUUCAUGAUGCUAUCACUAACUCACACUAUAUUCACAGAUAAAGCAGCACUUGCACACUUUGAGUUUAGCAACACUUACACUGAAUUUUGUCUGCUUGAAAUUUUGUCUUACUGGUUAAUAAAUUGAUAUCUGUAUAAUGCUUUGAUCACUUAAAUUAAUAUAUGUGUUUAGAUAUCAUAACAGAUUAUCUUUCUGCAUGUCUUAUGCCAUUCCUACCUUUUGAGAUUACAUUUUGUACGCAUGACCUUACUGUAUGCAGAGAGACUGCCCAGCAAUCACAUCUACAAGCGAAAACCAAAAGUGCACGUCAGUGAUGCAUGUUAGAAAUUUUGGCAUCUCUCUUGUAUUUAGAUAAAUUCAUAAACACUUACAUCCUCCAAAAAGACAUGGCCUCUUAGAGUGAGGGGGUACAAAUAGAAAUACCAGUGUUCUGGAAAUGUAGUUCUACAAACAGGAAGAGUGAAUAUUAAAAGCCAGUUUCUACUCCAUGAUACUGGUUCCUGGUCCUGUGGGAGGAACCCAUGUCAGACUGUCGGACCCAGGAGCUGUGAAGGGAAACUUAAUCCAUCCUUAUAUCUGACAUCCUGAAGAAUCCUGAAAAGACACAGACUGGACAGAUGGACAAGCAGCAGCAAAAUUAGAAAGCACAUUCCAGAAAUAAAAGAACCACUUUUGAUGAAACAUUUGUGCUUAGUCGUACAGGUGCGAUGAUCCCGUAAAAUGCAAGCUGUGUAUUUAUAACCAUGAAACACAUUGCCACGAGCUUUGGAUUUUUCCAAGCCACCAGGUUUUUUCCAACCUCCAAAGUAGGUUUUAGGCUCCCAGGUGGUCUUAGUGUCUGAGACAAAGUUAUACCUAUCGCAGAUUUGGUUUUCUGUAGUCUGUUUAGCCUUGAGAAGACAGAGCCUAAAGGGAUCUUAUCAAUAUAUAUAAAUGUCUGAUGGGAGGAUGUAAAGAAGAGGGAGCCAGGCUCUUCCCAGCGGUACUCACUGACAGGAUGAGAGUCAUUGGGCACAAACUGGAAUACAUGAAAUGCCACUCACAAGUAAGAAAACAUGUUUUUACUACUAAGCACUGACACACAUAGCCCAGAGAUGUUGUGGAGUCUCCAUCCUUGGAGAUUUUCAAAACCAAACUGGUUGCAGUCCUGAGUAACCUGCUCCAGUGGAUCCUAUUUGGACUGGCCAAUUUCAGAGGUGUCAUCCAGCCUCAGCGAUUCUGCGACUAUAGCCCAGGAUCCAUAGCAAGAGAUCUGCUUGGUGAUGCUUAGCAGGUCUGUGAGAGAUCGGAAUAAAGUUUGGGGUAAAGGGAGGAGUGCAUAUAAAAGGAUAGUGAGGCAUCAGUCAGAAGGACUUGUGCUGACCAGAUACCUGAGUGACAGAAGUGAACGACAGGCCUCAGCAAGAAGGAGAAGGGAGGUGGAGACAUGGCCAGUCCAGAACCAAAUUUGCUUUAUGAACCCAACUGUCUACCUCAUGACUUAAAGAACUGGAAAGGCCCAUUUAAGCUUCUGAGCCACGGCUCCUCCUUCCUCCUCCUCCCCUUCCUCGUUCAUCUCUGCUCUGGCUGCUGCAAUUUCCCUUGAGGAUGUUGGAGCCAAUCUUCCUUUCCAGUUCCUGUUUGUGUAGACAUAGAUAUCCACAAAAUAUAAGGAAUGAAUACUCAAGAGUCUCUCUAUGUCUCACUCACUGUGGAUUUAAACAAUCAGAUUUUUAAAUUCAGACUUUAAUCCUUUUCUAAAAAAAAUAAAAAACUCCCGCUCAAAAACCAGAGCACCAAACUUUUUUGCUGUAGCAAAGUGAUCCAGUGAUUAAAGCAAACACUCAGUUCACAAAUGGACUAAAGAGAAAAAGGGCUAAAUUUGAAAGUGUUGAUAGUUUCAAUGAGUAAUUCGUAACAAAUCUCAUUGGCCUCAUAAGUCAGAGAUCAUGAGACUUUCCAAGAGGUACAGAUUACUCAGCCUUAUUUCUAUGCUGGCAGCAAGUGGUUAUUGCAGAAAUCAUCAAUGCAGAAAAAGGUCGAAUGCAUUGCAAAGCCAGACCUCUCCCAAAUAAUAUAGAUUUCAUUUUUUAACUUCACACUUGGAAAACUUCCCUUUGGUGUACACUAGAUGUCAGGGUUGGACUGAGAGGAUGAGUCCAUCCACCCAUCACACAGCUCUGUGUAUCAGGCUGGAUGCCAUCAGCACAACUAGUUUUGCUUAGGAAUCAUUUUUGUGAAGCACCCCAUAUUUACAUGGAGCAGUCUGCACAAACAUCCUCUCUUCCCCACUUUGCAGUACUUCAUUUAAGCUGAAAGCCCCAGGCUUUGGAAGAGGAAAGAGACAUCCUGAAAUAUCUUUGCAAUACCAAUGAGUAUCUGCCAGCAUUCUUCACCUUCCCCAGCUCCAGGAAAAAUAAAAAAUAAAAAUGCUCUAAACCACUUGGGUGAACAGAUAUUUUCUGGAGGGGACUCUAAUAGGCAGCAACUUGGCACAGCAUGGACUCAGCUGGAGGAAACUGAGAGCAAAGAGGAACGUGAUCAGAACUACAUUAAAUUUGUAGGAGCCAUAUACACUCUCCUUGACCCCAAGCAGGUAAUUUCAUUUCCCUGUGCCCUGACUACUGUGAGAGUCAACUUGUAACUCUCCAAAACGGGCUGACAAAAACAGCCUGAGAAAGAGAUAAGGGAUGGGUGGGAGCAGAGGACCUCUGAGCCAAGGAAUGCCUCCAACACUUGUAAGUAACAAAACUAUAGUCUUGGGGUGGAUAAUGUGGAGGUCAGAGCUGAUAAGGCAGCCUGAUUACCACAGGAUGCACCUGGAGGAGAGGGCCCUGUGGAGACAGGACAGCUCUGCUCUGGUGCAUCUUGUAAAGUUUCAAGGGCCAUCUGUCUGGUGAAUGACCUUUGCUUCAUUAUCCACGAAAUGCAUAUUAAAGUUGAUACCCCUGAGUAUGCUACAUCAUCCCAUGAAGCUCCCCAUACAUAUAAUAUGUAGGGGUGUGGGUUGACCUAGGGGAGGGACCCAAGGAAAGUGUGUAUAAAUUGAGGCAGGGCAAGGAGUGAGGCAAGCAAGUGAUCAGGAGAGAAAGGGAGCAAGGAAUAGAUAAAAAGAAGCAAGCAAGACGGAUUCAUCCCUGAUGACCUCAACAGUACCAAUGCAGGACCCUGGCCCGGUGAUCUCUACUUCUCUAUUCUCUCUCUCUCUCUCUUCUUUUCUUUUCCCCUAUUCACUUGUUACCCUUAAGUAAUGCAAGGCAUACUGUAUUGCUAGCCAUAAUUUGUUAUAUACUUAGCCAAUUUUCGUGUAUCCUAUUAGUACGUUGUAGGAAAUUAAUAAAUGUUUGUGCAUGGA
This is a messenger RNA of Tyto alba (common barn owl), 7427 nucleotides long. RefSeq names its product protein phosphatase 1 regulatory subunit 17 (gene PPP1R17). Lineage: Eukaryota; Metazoa; Chordata; Aves; Strigiformes; Tytonidae. The record is from RefSeq and is a predicted model, not a curated record. Gene Ontology annotation, molecular function: protein phosphatase inhibitor activity. Gene Ontology annotation, biological process: regulation of phosphatase activity. The transcript has 5 exons. The coding region runs from base 640 to 1116 and encodes 158 amino acids.